AUGAGUACUUCUGGUGUCGUUGACGAGCCUCCCGAAUCUUAUACUAUGGAACCCGUUCAUGAGCAGACAGCCACUCUACACACUUAUUGUAAAGAGUCUGCCCUCCUUCAUCGCUCACUGGCAGAGCUUCCGCAUAUGGUAACCAAUGCCCAAGGAAGCUUCUUAUUUCUCGGCAACGGCCAGAAAAUUCUUGACGCAUGUGGCGGAGCAGCGGUUGCUAUUCUCGGCCAUGGCAACCCCGAGGUCAUUGCAGCGACAGUCGAACAAAUGCAGAAAGUGAGUUACGUACACACCAUGUCAUACACAACGAAGCCGGCCGAGGAGCUUGCACAAUUCCUUGUCAAUAUGGGAGGCGAUGCACACAAGCUCACAAAGGCUUAUCUGGUCGGCAGUGGAAGUGAAGCAAAUGAAGCUGCAUUGAAGGCCGCUAGGCAAUACUUCGUGGAGAGAGGAGAGGUUCAAAGAUGCUACUACGUUGCAAGAAGGCAGUCUUAUCAUGGCAAUACAAUGGGUGCGAUGACAGUAUCAUCUAACUUGGCUCGUAAAGCGCCUUAUACGGAUGUCUUACCCUCGAAUGUAUCGUUUGUGAGCCCAGCCUACGCAUAUCGAUAUCAAGAGGCAGACGAGACAGAAGAACAAUAUGCUGCGAGAUUGAUCUCGGAGCUCAGGCAGGAGUUUCUCCGCAUUACUCCGGAGAAGAUUAUAUCAUUUAUAGCGGAGCCAGUUGUCGGCGCAACAUCAGGAUGUGUACCAGCUCCAAGGGGCUAUUUUCGUGGCGUUAGGGACUUGUGCGAGGAAUACGGGAUUUUGCUUCAUCUGGAUGAAGUCAUGUGUGGUGUGGGGCGUACAGGGACAUAUUUUGCUUUCGAACAGGAAGGAAUUCAGCCGGAUAUAGUAACUAUCGGAAAGGGUCUGGGAGGGGGUUAUGUUCCUAUAUCAGCGAUGCUGCUCGGGGACAAAGUAGUUGAUUCUCUAAGACGAGGUACCUCGGCAUUCAAUCACGGCCAGACAUUUCAAGCGCACCCGGUAGCAUGUGCAGCUGCACUUGCGGUCCAAAAGAUAGUAAAGCGUGACCACUUACUACAGCGUUGCGCCGAAUGUGGUCAAAAACUUGGACGUAUGCUGUGGGAAACAUUCGCCGAUUGCAGGUAUGUGGGCGAUAUACGAGGUAGGGGACUCUUUUGGGCUAUGGAAUUUGUCCAGGAUCCAAGCACCAGAGCCCCCUUUCCAAAGCAUAUUGCAUUUGGUGCAAGAAUCCACAAAGCAGCGUUUGAUUUUGGGGUGGCUAUCUAUCCAGGCACCGGGACAGUUGAUGGUGUGAACGGUGAUCAUGUAUUGAUAGCACCGCCUUUCACUGUCUCUGACGAGGAGUUAUGUCUAUUAGUAUCAACCCUGAAAAGGGCCUACGAUGUAGCGGAGGAUUCUCUAGAUGGUUGA
Messenger RNA from Talaromyces stipitatus ATCC 10500, 1437 nucleotides. RefSeq names its product adenosylmethionine-8-amino-7-oxononanoate aminotransferase, putative. The record is from RefSeq and is a predicted model, not a curated record. Gene Ontology annotation, cellular component: cytosol. Gene Ontology annotation, molecular function: pyridoxal phosphate binding; transaminase activity. Lineage: Eukaryota; Fungi; Ascomycota; Eurotiomycetes; Eurotiales; Trichocomaceae. The transcript is spliced from 2 exons. Bases 1 to 1437 code for a protein of 478 amino acids.